Messenger RNA from Rhinolophus ferrumequinum (greater horseshoe bat), 2026 nucleotides. It is a transcript of the gene MRTO4, whose product is annotated as MRT4 homolog, ribosome maturation factor. Gene Ontology annotation, cellular component: nucleolus; preribosome, large subunit precursor. Bases 148 to 867 code for a protein of 239 amino acids. The record is from RefSeq and is a predicted model, not a curated record. Lineage: Eukaryota; Metazoa; Chordata; Mammalia; Chiroptera; Rhinolophidae. The transcript has 8 exons. Gene Ontology annotation, biological process: ribosomal large subunit assembly; ribosomal large subunit biogenesis; nuclear-transcribed mRNA catabolic process. Gene Ontology annotation, molecular function: RNA binding.
GUGGAAGCCAGGCGGGGAGAAGCGGGCCGCACCGCAAAUUGGGUCAGGCACGCACGAGGGCAGCUCUCGAGGGCCAUCCCAGAGGCCCCCGCGCCGCCGGGGUCCUAACCGACGACACCGCCUUCCGCCGCACGUGGUUGCAGCGAGAUGCCCAAAUCCAAGCGCGACAAGAAAGUUUCCUUAACCAAAACUGCCAAGAAAGGCUUGGAACUGAAACAGAACCUGAUAGGAGAGCUUCGAAAAUGUGUGGACACGUACAAGUACCUCUUCAUCUUCUCCGUGGCCAACAUGAGGAAUACCAAGUUGAAGGACAUCCGGAACGCCUGGAAGCACAGCCGGAUGUUCUUUGGCAAAAACAAAGUGAUGAUGGUGGCCCUGGGUCGAAGCCCAUCUGACGAGUACAAAGACAACCUGCAUCAGGUCAGCAAGAAGUUGAGGGGUGAGGUCGGUCUCCUUUUCACCAAUCGCACUAAGGAGGAAGUGAACGAGUGGUUCACGAAAUACACAGAAAUGGACUACGCCCGCGCUGGAAACAAAGCAACUUUCACCGUGAGCCUGGACCCAGGGCCUCUGGAGCAGUUCCCCCACUCCAUGGAGCCCCAGCUGAGGCAGCUGGGCCUGCCCACUGCCCUCAAGAGAGGUGUGGUGACCCUGCUGUCCGACUACGAGGUGUGCAAGGAGGGCGACGUGCUGACGCCAGAGCAGGCCCGCGUCCUGAAGCUUUUUGGAUAUGAGAUGGCUGAAUUCAAGGUGACCAUCAAAUACAUGUGGGAUGCACAGUCUGGAAGGUUCCAGCAGAUGGGAGAUGACUUGCCAGAAAGCGCCCCCCAGUCAGAAGAAGAAUCGGAGGAACAAGACGAUGACUGACGGGCACUUCGGACUGGGCCUCCCAGCCCAUUCCAGGCCUUGUCUUGACUGGAACACACGGGACUGCCUCCGCCCCUCUUGGGGGACCAGCUGUGUAUUUUGCUGUGGAUGAAGACAGGUGGGGGGCGAAAGGCAUAGACUCUUCUGUAAAGAAUAAAACUUUGUCUGCAGGGUGUUUCCCUGUGAUGGCAAAGGGACUUUUUCAGAAAAAAGGGCUUUGGAUUUGGGCUUUUGAUUGGAUCCCUACGGUGCCCUUUGUUCACCUGAGGAGCCAGCUUCCAGCACUGGUUCCUGCGUGUCCAUGGCCAUGCAGCUCUAGGGAAGGGAAGGAGCAGCCACCAGGGCUUCUGUGCCCUGGCCCUCAGUGCACACACAAAAAAGGAAGCAGGCUGGAAAUGGUAAACAUGGAUAAAUACAAGACUUAGUCUCAUUUUUAACCUUCUAAAAAAAGAUCACUGAGUUUUUAUGAUAUUAAAUAUACGAUAGGACUCAGCAAAAACCACACCAGUGAACCGAGACACAAAAAUCCUUUAGCAAAUCAAAUACAGUCGUAUAUAAAAAGGAUCAUACAUCAUGACUCAGUGGGUUGCGUACCCGGAAUACUGGGUGGCUUUAUAUUUGAAAAUCAGUCAAUAGAAUCGACUAUACUAACAGGCCAGAAAAUAAAACCUAUAUGGUCAUCCCAAUAGCUGUGAGAAAACCAUUUAACAAGAUUUAAUAAUCAUUUGUGAAGAAGAAACAAAGAACUCUCAGCAAACAGAAGGGAAUUUCCUCAAACUGACAAAAGGCAUAUACAAAAAAACAUACAGCUAAUAUUUGGUAAUGAAAAGGCUUUCCUCCUCCGACGGGGAACCAGCAGUGAGGUUGGCUCUCACCACUUAUAUUCCACAUUGUAUUGGAGACACUAGUGGUCCCUGCAUACUUCAGUGUGCUUGCGUAAUGAUAACGAGACAAUUUCUCACAUACUUCCAAUGCCAUUAUCACCCUAAAGAACAAUUAUUUUGUGUCACCUAAUACCACAUCUGGACUGAUGGUUCUUUUCUUUUCAGCACUUGGAAAAAAUGUGCCAAUUCCUCGUAACCUUCAUGUUUUUUCUGAUGAGAAAUCUGUCAUUUGAAUUCUUUCCCCUAAACCGUUUCUCUCUCAUUCUCUUGCGAUU